AUGAAGCGACUGACAAAAUGGUGUCUGGAUUGUCGAAUCUACGGCCAUGCGGGUCACGAGCGAUGGGCAGCACGGAAAAGAGCGAAGGUUGAAGGCGUGAACACCCCUCCAUCGCAGGACAAAGUGGAAGCUUCGCCGCCAUCCACAAGCAGCCCAGAAGGGACACAACCUUCAAUUCCAACCCACAUAACAUAUGGUAUCUAUCAAUGCCCUGGAUAUGCUCCUUAUAUUGGCCUUGCUCCUACUGCCUACGGUCACAACCCACCCUCUGGAGACUUCCAACCACCUGGAAGCUUCAAGAUUCUCACCCCUCCUCUCAAUCCACCCGCCAUGCACCCUGCAAUGUGGGGAUAUGGUCCAACCACCCCUAUCAUGGAGAGCCCACAACGGGUCCCUUCAAAUGACUUCAGUCCACGUCCUCCUGCUCAGGAUAGGAACCAGGCUAGUUCUCAGGCUUCCGAAGCAGAAGAUUCCAGUUCUAGCAGUUCAGACGAUGAGACCUCGAGCAAUGAAGGUUCGGAAUCUGGACACUCCGCGAAGGAAAUGCCCCAGAAGAUUUCAACCGAAGGAAUAUGUUCGGAUGAUGAAGGUCACGGAUGCCAGCAUCAGUUUGAUGAUCCCGAUACUUCUGACGAAGAAGAGAAAGAAAUCGAUGAUCUACUUCAAGAAGGAGAGCCACAAGAUCUUCGAGGAGAGGAAUGGGCAGACCUUCAAAGGCACCGUGAAUCCUCCAUAGCGCCAUACUUUAUUUGUGUGGCCUGCUGUACCGCACGGCCAAAACGAUUGGAGGAUGAAGGAAUCUGCGUCUACUGCUUCGAACACCCAACACAGUAUUGCGUCAAAGGGGGACACGAGGACGAUAAGAUCUCCUUCGUUGACUCUGACGGGCACUGCCAUGAGGUUUGCAACCGAUGUCGGUCUAAUCCAGAUCCAACUUAG
Molecule: messenger RNA, 939 nt
Organism: Penicillium subrubescens
Lineage: Eukaryota; Fungi; Ascomycota; Eurotiomycetes; Eurotiales; Aspergillaceae
Exons: 3
Coding region: 1-939 (312 amino acids)
Source: RefSeq, a predicted model, not a curated record